Messenger RNA from Anoplopoma fimbria (sablefish), 3373 nucleotides. RefSeq names its product kelch domain containing 10 (gene klhdc10). The record is from RefSeq and is a predicted model, not a curated record. Gene Ontology annotation, biological process: positive regulation of stress-activated MAPK cascade. Gene Ontology annotation, molecular function: protein binding. The transcript has 9 exons. The coding region runs from base 146 to 1306 and encodes 386 amino acids. Lineage: Eukaryota; Metazoa; Chordata; Actinopteri; Perciformes; Anoplopomatidae.
GUGGGGGGGGUAGACAUUUUUCUCAAUGGCUUCCUACUGACUCAGAUGUGAAAUGAUUUAUAAUGUUUUAUCAGCACUUUAGCACAUGUUUGUCUGGGUUUUCUUUUUUUUUUUUUUAUGCAUUUGAUGUGAGGAGCUCCAGAGGAUGGAGAGGAUGUCGGACACUGAAGCUGCUCGCAGUCCGGACCAGCUGAACAGGUUCCAGAGGCUGACACACAGGCCGCCGCACGGUCAUCGUACGCCUCCUGCCCGCAGUGGGCAUCGCUGUGUUGCUGACAACACUAAUCUGUAUGUGUUUGGAGGGUACAACCCUGACUACGAUGAGUCAGGAGGCUCGGAGAAUGAAGACUAUCCGCUGUUCAGGGAGCUCUGGAGGUACCACUUUGCCACCGGCUGCUGGCAGCAGAUUCAAACCGAGGGCUAUAUGCCCACAGAGCUGGCGUCUAUGUCAGCUGUUUUGCACGGCAACAACCUCCUGGUGUUCGGCGGCACCGGGAUCCCCUUUGGUGAAAAUAAUGGCAAUGACGUACAUGUUUGUAACGUGAAGUACAAGCGGUGGUCGCUGCUCAACUGUCGGGGGAAGAAGCCCAACAGAAUCUACGGACAAGCAAUGGUCAUUAUAAAUGGCUUCCUGUACGUGUUUGGAGGGACGACGGGCUACAUCUACAGCACAGACCUGCACAGGCUGGACCUGACCACCAGGGAGUGGAUUCACCUCAAGCCCAACAACCCUCCAGACGACCUGCCUGAAGAACGGUACAGGCAUGAAAUAGCACAUGACGGACAGAGGAUCUACAUUCUGGGAGGAGGAACGUCCUGGACAUCUUACCCUCUGGACAAGAUACAUGCGUACAAUCUGGAGACCAAUUCCUGGGAGGAGAUUACAACUAAGCCUCAUGACAAAAUAGGGUAUCCUGCUCCUAGGAGAUGCCAUAGCUGUGUACAAAUACGAAAUGAUGUAUUUAUCUGUGGAGGCUACAACGGGGAAUUGAUAUUAGCUGAUCUGUGGAAGAUCAACCUGCAGACUUUCCAGUGGAGUAAACUACCAGCACUGAUGCCUGAGCCGGCCUACUUCCACUGUGCUGCUGUCACGCCUGCUGGCUGUAUGUACAUCCAUGGCGGAGUGGUGAACAUCCAUGAGAACAAGAGAACUGGCUCUCUGUUUAAGAUCUGGCUGGCUGGGCCCAGCCUGCUGGAGCUAUGCUGGGAGAAGCUCCUCAAAGCCUUUCCCCACCUGACUUCCCUCCCCACCAUGCAGCUGCUCAACCUGGGCCUCACACAGGAACUAAUUGAACGCUUGAAAUAAGCCGCACAGUGGGGGGGACGGACAUAUGAAUGGAUGGGACAGGCCGGGCUGGACUGGGAGGAGUUGAGGUCUGACAGAGCACAGAAUUCAUAGCAAUUCUCAUAGCAAAAUUCUACGGAAAAAAUGGCCCUCUCCCUCCUUUGCCUAACGUAGCCCCGCCUUAAAACCAAAAACAAUGGGAUGCCUUUUUUUUUGUUUCUUUUUUUUUUUUGCUGUUUCAGUGAAGAUAAAUUAAUUAAAUGUGGAAUGUUUUAUGGAUUUUACUCAUCACCCCCGCCCCCUUACAUGAUGCCUUUGUGUCAAUCUAAACAUGAAUUCACGCUUCUUAUCCUCCAAACUGUGAUGGCUGGAAAUACUUUAUUUUGCCAUGUCAUAUUUUCAACAACUGUCUCUCCCAUGUGUUAAAAAAAAAAAAAAGAUCUGCCUUCUCUAGUACUUUUAAGAAUUCUGUGCAAAGGAAGAAUGCAUGUGUAUUUAUUUGAAGGACUACAUUUUUUCCCCCAGUUUUUCUCAUCAUCUGAUAUUGCUGUUUGCACACUUUGUCUCGCAUAUUUGUGGACAUUUACUUUUAAAAGAAAUAGAUCUUAUAAUCAGUCUAUCUUAAGUCUAAAAUGUUGCAGACAGUAGUUGCUAAAGAAUCAUACCAGUGUUUUUGCAAAUAAUAGCCAAUUUAAUCCAAAUCUCAUUUACAACUUUUGUUACUUCCGACAUGCCGUUUUAUUAAUUUUUUUAAUGAAUUUGCAACCUUCAUGGCAGUCUUUUUUCUUUCCCUUAUCUCCCUAUGGUAUGAAAAUCAACUUCCAGUAGCUUGAGACUCUCUUAACAUAAUCAAUCACACUGAUUUUCUUUGUGUUUUUAUCCUUGAAGUUAUAUUGCAUAAGUUUGACAUAAAUGAAAGCCAACAUGAUAAUUCACUUUGAAGGAUUACCAAUCUUUAAUGUCUCUUAGAAGUUGUUUUCAUACUAUAUUAAUGGAAACCAGUGUCUGCCUUGAGGGAAGGAAAAACAUUUUUAAGUUUCAGUUCAAGUAUGAUAUGCCUCGAAAAUGGUCACCAGUAAUAUAUGCUGUUUAUGGUAAAUUAGCUAAAACACGCAGAAACACUGUAUGCUCUUAAUUAGUGAAGGAAAGGUUCAAUGCUGGAUCUGCUUUUGUCUGGGCCUUUGUAUUUCCUGUAUUUUUCAUUAUUCAUUAAUUUACAGUCUAAUCUGCAAAACAGUCUGCAGAAAUGUUUAAGGGUAGGUAUCUUCAAAAUUGUUUAAUUACCGUUUGCUUUCAGAUCUCAUUUGUAAACCGAACCAUGCAACACAUCACUGUGAAUCUGGUGCUCUUUAAAAUUAAUUCUAAAUGCUUUUAUUCAAAUAAAGACUUCGUUCUGUUAAGACAUUUACUCCCUCUCUGUUGAUGACAUGACAUGUUUUGCACAGGGAGUUGUUUUUAGUAGCAGGCUUAUACCAGCAUUUGUUUUUACUGCAGUGCCUUUUUCAAACUUUUAAUGAGGCUGACAUUUCAGUAAUAAUAGGCAGUAUAAGACCUUUGCAUAUUAGGACAAAUGGUUUAUGUUGUAAAUUGUGUUUUUAAAAGGAAGUGGACAUUUUAGCCAUUUUGACCAAGACAUUACAUAUAUUCACUAAACAUCUUGGUGCCAAGAAUGCAGAGACUUUGUAUUCUCUUUCUGUUAAAGGCCAGACAGUAGACUUAAGGACAGGAUACAGCAUAUUGGGCCUUUUGGGUAUUAAUCCUAAACGCACUUGUUAAACAUAUACAGUUCAUAUGUGGAAUAAAUUAAUUUAACAGAUGCCAAAUAAAUGAAACUUGGACAAAGUUAUUCUAACGAUGAAUGAAAGGUGAGGUGAGGCUUAGGAAGGGAUGUUGCCAUAUGGUUUGAUCUUCCUGCACUUCUUUAAUUUUCCCCUUUAUUUCUGUUCUACAUAGCAAACUACUUUAUGCAUGAUGUAAUUUCCUGCUUUUAAAAUUAACACCGAACCUUUACUGAGGGACAUAGUUUUGAAGAUGAGCACUAAAAUGUUGUACAGUAGGCUUGUGUGAAUGUUGUGUUGGAGUACUGUC